Molecule: messenger RNA, 2847 nt
Organism: Pelodiscus sinensis (Chinese soft-shelled turtle)
Lineage: Eukaryota; Metazoa; Chordata; Testudines; Trionychidae
Source: RefSeq, a predicted model, not a curated record
AUCCGGCCCGCAGAGGCCCUUUUGCUUACCCCGACAUAGAUGGUACUCACAUGGCACAGUACUUAGCUUUAGUGGAGACCAUGGCGAGACAAUGGGAAAAGCAGAAGUGAGCCCUACAAAAUAGAUAUAAUCAUUUCUCCAUAUACAAAUAGGAAGCUUCCUUUUUUGUUAUAGCUAGUUCCUAAGUAUUACGUUCUGUUUCCUCCUAUUAUCUCUAAGAUCUGUUUAUUGUAGGAUUUCCUGGGUUUCUUCAUCUACUGUGAUUUCAUUUACGGUAGGAUUUCCUGGUCUCUUCAUUUAGUGUUGAGCACCUGUGUUAUAAUCACACUGAGGAAGGCAGAAAGAUGUCAGGAUAUAUCCGGAAAAAUCCCCUGGAGAUCCCUCCACCCUCUGAAAAGGACUGGAUUAAGAAGGAUGAGGAGGAAAAUUUUUUCCUGCAGGAUCCUGAUCAAACCUUUGAUUCAUUACCUCAGCCAUUCCGGAUGAUCAAUAAACUGGUGACCCUAGUGUUUGAGCAGGCCUGGGAAAUCAUUGAGAAGAGGGAGGCACUCCAAGAGGCACAGACACUGAAGGUCCAGCCCACAUCAUACCUCCCCACAGCUGAAUUCCAGGUGAUGGGAAGAGCCAACUGCCUUGCAGCCUCUGGACAGCAUGUCUUUGUUGGGCUCUCCACUGGGCUUGCAGUCUUCAACAUGCCCACCUGUAAGCAGGUCUGUGUUUGGGAAUCAGCCAAACUAGAGAUUUGUGCCAUCCGUGCCUCCAACCUUGGCAAUGAGACACACCUUCUCAUUACUGUGGAUGAGAUGGGCCUUGCUCGGCUCUUUUAUUUUCAUAAGGACAGCCUGCUGCUCAUUAAAGUCCUGAAUGAAGCCGAAGAGAUCAGCAAGCGAAACACCUGUGUGGUGGCAGAGCUCUCCCACGGGAGCCAUUAUGCAGGCGUCCUGCUGCAAGGCAGCACAGAGGCUUGGCUGGAGAUCUACCGAUUGCCUAAGGAUUCCUGGCUGAAGGAGACAGACCAUGCCCAGGCAGGGGCAGCUGCAUCAUCUUUGAGGGAGAGGCGGGUUCUUACCAUGGCCAGCUUGUGUGAAUUAACCACAGUCCUCGCAUUUCCUUGGCAGAAAAGUUUGGAACUCUCGGGCGAGGGCUCUGCAGAAAUGGAAUCACCCAUGUCUACAAAUAGAGUUGAAAGUAAGUUGAGUCUCCCAGUGCUGCUGCUGAAGAUCAAGUCGCCCAAACCUCUGACAGGAAGCACAUUCAAAAGCCCUUUAGAAGCCUUGAUGAAGAUUGAUGAUGGCAGUGUGAUUGGCUUGGGACAGAAUCACAUGAUCAAAGACUACCAAUGGGAACAGCAGGAUGCAAUUUUUCGUAGCACCUUCCAAAUGCACCUGGAAAAGGAAAGUGAGCCUGACAGCAAGGAGGAGAAACCCAGCCAUGCCGUGUUUCAUUUUCUGCUGCCCGACCGGAUACUGCAGCUGGGACCUGAACUCAAAGCACAGCCAGACGUACCCAUUGGCAUCAGCGUGCAUUGGAAGGGAAGCCACAAUCUCUGCCUGUAUUUACUCACUCGGCCACCAAAGGAGAAAACAGAUGCGGAGCUAAAACCUGACAUUGUCUGGCCAUGUGCUGCUCCAAUCAUUUGCUCAGCUGUCAGUUCCUGCUCCUCUUACCUGACUCUGGCAUGUGAAGAUGGGACGAUAACUGUGUGGGACAAAUGUCAAGGGUUCCCACUAAGUGUGACUGCCCUUCCAGAGGGAUGUCUCAGCCGUGCUAUCCACUUCCUGCAGACACCUACAGCUCCAAGCGACCAGCUGCCUAGCCCUAAAGUGCAGCUUCUUGUUCUGUGUACAGAUGGGUCUCUCCACCUGGUUACAGUGUCGAAGCUGAGAGAGUCCAGGAUUGUGCUCCUGGCAGACAGGCCUGAGGACCCAGAUCAGACCAUCAGUGCUGUAGCACCAAUUCCAGCCUUACCGGGUGCAGUGCUGGUGUUCUCCUGGGAUGGCACAGUGUGCCUCACAGACACGGCCACGCCACAGACUGUUUGCCACUUCAUCACCCCACCUUCUCACACAGUGGCAUCCCCCUGGCAGCCAGUCUUUACCCUGGAUACCAAUAGCCAAUGCUUGCUCCUCCGAGGAGAUGAGCAGCAGCAGGCGGGUCUCCCGCCACAGACCAAAUACAAUCAAAGCUCCAUCUUCCUUUUUUAUUUUAAUUCUUACCAAUCCCUGGAGGUUUUCCCAGCAGUACCGGAGCCUCCUCCUGACUCCCUGCAAUACCUGCCCUGGGAGGAGAGAUGUGACAUUUUCCUCCAUGAAAGGCUGCAGCACCUGCCAAGAGUCAGCCAGCAGAUACCCGAGUGCUGGAGCCAGCUGCGGAAGCAUGCAGUUGCCCUGCAGCGGGAAAGCCGGAAGAAGUGAUGGGGGCAGGAAGAGUUACAGUCAAGAUCAACAUUGCAGCCUUGGGCUGGCACUAGGCCCGCAGACCUGGCUCAGCAUUGGCAUUUUAACAGCAGGCUAUUUAUUUUAACUCACUGAUCUUGACUAAUCUCUCCCUCGAGGCAGCUCAUCAUACUGAUCCUUCCUCCGCCCCCACAUCUUACCCAAGCCCUCUGAUCAGCCCAUGCCAGCAGGGAUCAGCUCCUCUUCCAGUUGUACUUGCACCAUGUUGGGAGCAUUCCAAUAGCCGUGUCUGCUUAUGCCAGAGAUGAACCCAGCAGCCCCAUUGAGCUAGAGAAUGUGUGGUGAGCCUUUGAGUCCCAUGUGGAUGUGGAAAUCCAAGCCUAAGCAAAAGCUUCAUGCAUGCAGUUAGCUCCACAUCCCUCUCUUUCAAUAAAGGCCUUUGCACACUGUA